Balaenoptera ricei (Rice's whale) is the source of this 4092-nucleotide messenger RNA. It is a transcript of the gene NEK10, whose product is annotated as NIMA related kinase 10. Bases 330 to 3677 code for a protein of 1115 amino acids. The record is from RefSeq and is a predicted model, not a curated record. The transcript has 37 exons. Gene Ontology annotation, molecular function: protein serine/threonine kinase activity; ATP binding. Gene Ontology annotation, biological process: protein phosphorylation. Lineage: Eukaryota; Metazoa; Chordata; Mammalia; Artiodactyla; Balaenopteridae.
UUGGAUUGAUGCACCAACGGUGCUGCUGGCAGCAGUGCCCCCGAGGUGGAGGGGACCAGGCGCGGGCUAGGGGAGAGGAGGACGGGCCCCCGAUCCAGAACAGCGUGACAGUAGCAGAGACGAUGAGAAGGGCGAUUUCGAGCUUGGCCUGAAGGGGGGGCCCUCCCUUGGGCGCGGUAAGAGACUCAUUCAGUGACAACUUAUUGACCGUCUGAUGGAUCCAGGGCACUCUGCCAGAUAAAGGCGGGGCAAAAGAAAGUAUAACCAGUAAAGUCUCAAUUUACUUUGAAAGGAAUGUGAUGUUAAUUCUGGGGCAUUGAUGUUUUACCAUGCCUGAUCAAGACAAAAAAGUGAAGACCACAGAAAAAUCAACCAAUAAAAAACAACAAGGAAUCAUCACCAGGGACUAUUCAGAUCUUAAAAGACUUCUGUGCCUUUUGAACGUUCAGUCAAGCAAACAACAGCUUCCAGCCAUUAACUUCGAUAGUGCCAGAAGCAGCAUGACGAAAUCUGAGCCUGCCAGGGCGGGUGGACACAGAGCUCGAGGUCAGUGGCACGAGUCCACAGAAGCCAUUGAACUUGAAAAUUUUAGUAUAAACUACAAGAAUGAGAGAAAUUUCAGCACACAUCCCCAGCAUAAACUAUUUCAGGAGAUUUUUACAGCCUUGGUGAAAAAUAGACUCAUAUGCAGAGAGUGGGUUGAUCGAGCCCCAUCUCUUCAUUUUCUGAGAGUAUUAAUUUGUCUGAGACUUCUAAUGAGGGAUCCAUGUUAUCAGGAAAUGCUCCAUAGCUUGGGUGGGAUUGAAAACCUAGCUCAGUACAUGGAGAUCGUGGCCCACGGGUACCUCGGCUCCGGGGAGGCGCAGCACAGCGUGGACAAGCUGGUCAACAUGACGUAUAUUUUUCAAAAACUUGCUGCUGUCAAAGACCAAAGAGAAUGGGUCACCACAAGCGGAGCCCACAAGACAUUAGUAAAUUUACUCAGUGCCCGAGAUACUAAUGUUCUGUUGGGUGCCCUUCUGGCUCUGGCUAGUUUAGCUGAAAGUCCAGAAUGUAGGGAGAAAAUAAGUGAACUCAACAUUGUAGAAAAUCUGCUGAUGAUUUUACAUGAAUAUGACUUGCUUUCCAAAAGGCUGACAGCUGAGCUGCUGCGCCUGCUCUGUGCCGAGCGCCAGGUGAGAGAGCAGGUGAAGCUCUACGAGGGGGUCCCCAUCCUCCUCAGCUUGCUGCACUCAGACCACCUACAGCUGCUGUGGAGCGUCGUCUGGAUCCUGGUUCAGGUUUGUGAGGACCCUGAGACCAGUGUGGAAAUUCGCAUUUGGGGAGGCAUCAAACAGAUUCUUCAUAUUUUACGAGGGGACAGAAAUUUUGUUUCUGAUCAUUCCUCCAUUGGAAGCCUGUCUAGUGCCAAUGCGGCAGGCCGAAUCCAGCAGCUUCAUUUGUCAGAAGAUUUAAGCCCUCGGGAAAUACAAGAAAAUACUUUCUCUCUUCAAGCAGCCUGCUGUGCGGCCCUCACGGAACUGGUGCUUGACGACACCAACGCCCACCAGGUGGUUCAGGAAAAUGGUAUAUAUACAAUAGCAAAAUUAAUUUUACGAAAUAAACAAAAGAAUGCAGCAAAAACUAAUCUAUUACAGUGUUAUGCGUUCAGAGCCUUGAGGUUUCUCUUCAGUAUGGAAAGAAACAGACCACUCUUUAAAAGACUUUUCCCCACCGACUUGUUUGAGAUCUUCAUUGACAUAGGACAUUAUGUUCGUGAUAUCAGUGCUUAUGAAGAAUUAGUAUCAAAGCUGAAUUUAUUAGUGGAGGAUGAACUGAAGCAAAUUGCUGAAAAUAUUGAAAGCAUUAAUCAGAAUAAAGCUCCUUCGAAAUAUAUAGGCAACUAUGCAGUUUUGGAUCAUCUUGGAAGUGGAGCUUUUGGCUGUGUUUACAAGGUUAGAAAGCGUAGUGGUCAAAAUCUUUUAGCAAUGAAAGAAGUCAAUUUACAUAACCCAGCAUUUGGAAAGGAUAAAAAAGAUCGAGACAGCAGUGUAAGGAAUAUUGUUUCUGAAUUAACCAUAAUUAAAGAGCAGCUUUAUCAUCCCAAUGUUGUACGCUAUUACAAAACAUUUCUGGAAAAUGAUAGGUUGUAUAUAGUUAUGGAGCUUAUAGAAGGGGCCCCUCUUGGAGAGCAUUUCAGUUCUUUGAAGGAAAAACAACAUCAUUUUGCUGAAGAGAGACUAUGGAAAAUAUUUAUACAGCUGUGCCUAGCUCUUCGGUACUUACAUAAGGAGAAGAGGAUCAUCCAUAGAGACCUGACGCCAAACAACAUUAUGUUGGGGGAUAAGGACAGAGUAACAGUUACUGACUUUGGCCUGGCAAAGCAAAAACAAGAAAGCAGUAAACUUACAUCUGUUGUAGGAACAAUUCUGUAUUCCUGCCCUGAGGUGCUGAAGAGUGAGCCGUAUGGGGAGAAGGCUGAUGUCUGGGCAGCAGGCUGCAUCCUUUAUCAGAUGGCGACUCUGAAUCCUCCCUUCUACAGCACAAACAUGCUCUCCCUGGCCACAAAAAUAGUGGAGGCGGUAUAUGAACCAGUGCCAGAAGGCAUCUAUUCUGAAAAGGUGACCACUAUCAUCAGCAGAUGCCUCACUCCUGAUGCAGAAACCCGCCCAGAUAUUGUAGAAGUCAGCUCCAUGAUAUCAGAUGUCAUGAUGAAGUAUGUAGAUAACUUAUCCACAUCCCAGCUGGCCUUGGAGAAGAAGCUGGAACGGGAACGGAGACGCACACAGAGGUAUUUUAUGGAAGCCAACCGGAACACAGUCAUGUGUCAGCACGAGCCGGCUCUGCUCUCUCAAGAAUCCUUUGAGAAGGCAAGCUUGAGUAGAAGCAGCAGUGGAGCAGGAAGCCUGAAAAGUGAGCUUUCAGAAAGCACAGACCUGCCGCCUGAGGGCUACCAUGCCCCCUGUGAUAAGGACGAAGACCGAGCCUGUGCUGGAAUCUUGUCAGAUGAUAACUUCAACUUGGAAAAUAUUGAGAAAGAUAUAUAUUCAGAGUUCGACGAUGAAUUGGACACUUUGGAUAACUCCAGCAGCUCCAGUUCAAACCCUUUGAAGGAAUCUACAUUCAUCACUUUAAAGAGAAGUUUUAGUGCUUCAGGAGGAGAAAGACAAUCCCAAACAAGAGACUUCACUGGUGGAAUAGGAUCAAGACCAAGGCCAGCAUCUGCAGGAAUUGCUGUGUCCCAGAGGAAAGUACGUCAGAUCAGUGAUCCUAUUCAGCAGAUCUUAAUCCAGCUGCACAAAAUCAUCUACAUCACUCAGCUUCCUCCAGCUUUGCACCACAAUUUGAAAAGAAGGGUUAUAGAGAGAUUCAAGAAAUCCCUCUUCAGCCAGCAGAGUAACCCUUGUAAUUUGAAAUCUGAAAUUAAAAAGUUAUCUCAGGGAUCUCCAGAACCAAUUGAGCCCAACUUUUUCACAGCAGAUUACCAUUUAUUGCAUCAUUCAUCAGGUCGAUACAGCCUGUCCCCAAAUAACCCAACAGGUCUACCCUCCAGCUUUGAUUUGGAGCAGGGGAUAACAUAUGAACAGAUGCAGAUUGUGAUUGAAGAAGUCCUAGAGGAAAGUGGUUAUUACAAUUUUACUUCUAACAGGUAUCACUCCUAUCCAUGGGGGACCAAGAAUCACCCAACCAAAAGAUGAAAGUGCUGCAUUUUGAAUGGACUUGGUUUUCCCAGUGAAGAUCAAGUUCUGGACUUCAACCACUACUGGCAAGAUGCCCAAAGAUUGGGUGCUGCUAAAAGAGUGUGGAAGAGAAAAGACCAACAUGCCAUGGUGCCUGCAGGACCUCUUUCUGGAGGUCCGGUGCUAAGAGGCUUCAUCCUUGGGACACAUGUAUACAGGAUGACAGGGCUCCCAGUGUGCUCCUGGGAGAAAAUGCUGCAAAAUUCAUCUGUGAGAAGAAAACCCACUCCUUGCAGAACUUUCCUCCAAGUUAAAAAAAAAAAACUUGUCAUAUUUUUCAAAGGAAUCUACUUAGAAUUGCUGAAACUAUGUUUAAAGGCAUCUAGCCUUCUAUGUAUAAAAGAUAGUUUUAGAUAAAGAAAAUUAUAGAACU